Columba livia (rock pigeon) is the source of this 3453-nucleotide messenger RNA. It is a transcript of the gene ATF3, whose product is annotated as activating transcription factor 3. The transcript has 4 exons. Gene Ontology annotation, molecular function: DNA-binding transcription factor activity, RNA polymerase II-specific; RNA polymerase II cis-regulatory region sequence-specific DNA binding. The coding region runs from base 162 to 707 and encodes 181 amino acids. Lineage: Eukaryota; Metazoa; Chordata; Aves; Columbiformes; Columbidae. Gene Ontology annotation, cellular component: nucleus. The record is from RefSeq and is a predicted model, not a curated record. Gene Ontology annotation, biological process: regulation of transcription by RNA polymerase II.
UAUAAGGGGAGUGAUGCAACCGAAGCGAGGAGCAGAGGAGCAGGGAGCGGCGAGAGCUGCUCUCCCCGGAGCGGAGGAGGAGGCGGCCGUCGCUGGCGGGACGGCAGCGCUGCGGGGAGGGUGCGGAGCCCUUUCCCUCGGCAGCAGCGGGAGGAAGCAAAAUGAUGGUCCAACACUCAGGCCAGGUAUCUGCAUUAGAAGUCAGCGCCUCCGCAAUUGUUCCCACUUUGUCCCCUGCAGGGUCACUGGGGUUUGAUGAUUUCACAAAUUUAACCCCACUGGUGAAAGAGGAACUGAGGUUCGCCAUUCAGAACAAGCGUCAGUCCCACAGGAUGUCUUCUACCUUGGACACGGUGACAGUUUCUGAAAGGCCAAUUGAAACAUCAAUCAUGAAAACAGAGUUUUCUCCUGAAGAGGAUGAAAGAAAAAAGAGAAGAAGGGAAAGGAAUAAAAUUGCUGCUGCAAAGUGCCGAAACAAAAAGAAGGAAAAAACAGAAUGUUUGCAGAAAGAAUCGGAAAAGCUGGAAACUAUCAAUGCAGAAUUAAAAGCCCAGAUUGAAGAGCUAAAGAAUGAGAAGCAGCAUUUGAUAUACAUGCUAAAUCUUCACAGGCCCACUUGUAUAGUUCGGGCACAAAACGGAAGGACACCUGAAGAUGAAAGGAAUCUUUUUAUUCAACAAAUCAAAGAAGGCACAUUACAAGGUUAAGUGGUAUGGCAAAUGUGGAAAUAUUUAUAGUGUUUUUAACAACUACCAGAAUCCAUGGAGGAUCUGACGUAAUGUGUAGGAUUCUAUUAGUCAAGAGCCUUUAGGAAGGGCAGAAUGCUUUCUUAAGCGGAAAGAAUCAUUUUGGCUUGACAGAGAUUGUUCCCCUUGGAAGAUCUGGUCUCAAUCAAACUGAAGAGUCUUCUGCCUCAAAUAUAGGUUUUGCACCUGCCAUACUUGCUGUUCCUAGGAGCUACAGACAACAGCUUCAGAAGUUUUAGCUCUCUGCUAGUACACAGUAUCUGCACUCACAAGGUUUGUGCUAGAACACUAGGACUCCCGAUGAUGCACGUGGUACCGACAGCUGUGCUGGAUGGACACUACAUUUCCUUGUCGCCGGUAGGGAAAGCAGACUGAGAGUAUUUUUAAAGUUUUGAAGUUUCCAGAAGGAUGGUUUCUGGCAGAAUGUCCCGAUACAAAAUGUUGCAUUCUAACCUAACACACACACAAAGUCCUUAGUUCCAACUAAGCUUUGUCUUUUUUUCUCACAACACUUGUGUGGGUUUUUUCUGUGACUCAUCUCAGAGACUGGAUUUGUAAACCUAGUAGAUGUGACAAAGAAAUGUUUUUUGCAAAACGUCCAUCUAACCAAGUUUGUAUUUCAUGAGAUGGAACCUCACCUACUACCCUUUGGAGACUACAAUUUUUCCUUGAAUUGCUCAAGAGCAGCUUGUACCACCACUUGGUGAUGUGGUGAACUGGACCUACCAGAAAGAGGAGGAUAACUGUGGAGGGAUAUCAAUACAGGUUUUGUCUGAGCAAAGAAUUGCAAGAUUGAAUCCCAGGCUCAUGAAUUAUGAAAAGGUGUUUGUUUUGUUUAAAAACCCAAACAUCUUGGAACUAAUCCUGCCAGCCUUAAUUCAUCCUAUUAACCCUCACUCCAUAAUGUCCAUGGACAUCAGUGGCCCUGCGUAUGCAGGUAGCUCUUACAGGCAUAAGAGCUUGACAAAGCUUGUGCCAUCCUGGUCAGGAUUACUUCCUUUUGCCAGAUGAUUCAGAGGGAAAACUUACGGUUGCAGCUACUUUUAUUUUACAUUUGAGAGGCAACUACAGUCAAAAGUGUUACUUAGAAUUGAAAGGAGGCAAGAGUUUUGAUGUAGUGAAUAACUGUUUUUAUUUUUUCAUUAAAUACUAACUUUAGAUGGUUUUGAACUGGUAGAAGAGCUGCUGGACAAAACAGUUGGAGCUAUGAGUGUUUAAAUUCUGAUGUUUCUGUGAAAUUCUCAGAUUGUUUAAUCCUAUAAAAGAUAACCUUACAAUUUUUUGUAAAAGAGAAUUUUAUCCUUAUUUAUCACUAAUAUCAUAAUGAGUAGAGUUAAUAAAUACUGUAAGCAAGAUAAAACUGAAAACACAAGUGUUGUGGUCUUUGUACCUUUAUCUCGUGGUGUUUAAUAUUAUAUAUUCCUAAACUUCACCAGUUGGAUUUGAGACACCACUAUUGAAAACACUUCAUCUUUUCCACAGAUGAGGCACUGAGUACCUUGAACAAUUGGGUUCAGAGAUUAUACCUUCCAAAAUUCUGUACCUCAAUCAGUGGUGUCUGGCUGCUCAAUGUCACAGCUUAAGUGAAGCAGACAAUAAGAAUGGAGCUUACAGUACAUAAUAUUUUACACCAGUUCUACAGUGUUGAAAUUGUGGUUUUGUUCUAAAGGCUAAACUUAAAGAUACCUCAGCCAUAAGCUUCUUACCCUACAAGUCCCACAUGAGUUUAUCAGAUAUCAUACUUGAUCCUUAUAUGAUUGUUAUAUUCUGCAACAGAACUUCUUAGUACAUUUUCCUAAGGUCUGGAUAUAUUGUAAUGUCCUGUAUCAUGUUUUAAAGACAUGUACUUCAUGUAUCUGAAAAGUGAAUGUAUUACGAAGUUGAUGUACUAGGCCCAAUUCUGUUCUGAGAAUCCAUUGUCUUUCUGUGUGUUGGAAGGAGCUUCCCUGGGCUUCAUUGAGAGUUUUAUUCAUGCCCUGCAGGCAGAGUUGGGGGCUUCUGCUGCGACCUCCCUGGCUGAGAGGGCGAGUUCCAUGUAGAACUGGGCCAGCUGUUUUUCAGAGAAUGGAUAUACAUGAAGUGUGUUACAAUAAACUCAUCAAACCCUGUUCACUGGUAUUUGACUUCUGUAAUGUGGAAAUACAAAACCGAGGCAUCAUCCCACUGUCAUACACCUCGGCUUUGCCUUUUGCGCAUCAAAUACCAGCAGACAAAACUGUUUGUCUCCUUUACUGUUAUAUAGUGUUAACACAGAGACUAGAAUAUGACAGAAUUCAUGUGUCUCCCUUAGGGAAUUUGUAUGGUUGCUUUUAACCAUAUCACUGGUGACGCAGGCGUCAUGCUUUUGUUGCUUGGUGUUAUUUACUUAGCAUGCCAAAUGGUAACAUGGUACCACUACUAUUGUCAAGAGGAUAAUCUAUUUUUAUUUCUUUAUAUGUGCAGUCAUAGCUGCUUUCUACUGCUUGUAUGUGUGUGUGUGUGCAUGCGUGCUCCUGCACGCUACUCUAGAAAUGAUGGUACUCAAGGUCAUUCGGCUGUGCCCAGAAAAAAAGGAUGUUUAAAACAGCUGGACAGAAGCAGUAUGUUGCAUGAGUUUUCUAAAGGUAUACUUUAUUCAGGAGAACUUUUGAAAUGCAUUAAAAGCAGUUUGUUUUCUAUUCUCAAGUUUGUUUUGAUACUUUAAUAAAAAAUUAUUAAUAUAUAUUUA